GCCCUGGAGGUUGCUCAGAGGCGAGGACUGCGUGCAGGUCGUGGUGAAGACGCCGCGAUAAGUCAACGUGGGGACGUUGCAGAUAUUUACGCUCGUCGCAGGCGCAGUGGACGUGGAAUGCGGUAGAAGCUCUUAAUUGCUGGUAAAAUCGAUACCAUUUUCGGACGCGUUGAUGAUUUAAGAAAUCUCAUUGAGAAUUCAACCAAGUCCUCGAGAUAAUGAGAGACUACACGGAAGAGAGAUACUCCAUGGGAGAGUGAGAGAAAAAGGGGACUCAUACGCUCUCUCGCGGAUACGCGCGUGUCCUGGAUUAAGGAUGCAAAUAUGGCAUAGCAUCCUGCGCUGUGUGCCUCGCUCGCGUUUGGAUAUAUACCUCUACCUAGACAGUAAUAUUGCUUCUUGUUGAUCAGGAUCUCUGGCUUCUUUGUGGUUAUGGAGACGUCUGCCUUGAAUCUGGCACACGAGAAGCAAAGACGAGCAGAAGCAUUGUUACGAGAAGGAAAGUUCGAGGAAGCAGCUUCGUGUCACGAAACUGUGGCUGAUCUUUUGGCAGAAGCUCAUGCGCAACUCGAGUCCAGUCUCAUCCAUGUACAGGCACCUACUUUGUCUUCCCAAGACUCAUCAAAAUUUCUGACACCAAUUCACUCGCUUGUUACAUUGGAAUCCCUUAGCCUACAACGGGAUUACCAUAAGAGACAGGCAGCUGUUGUCAGAAUGAAGCAGGCACAAUAUGAGGAGUACAAAACAACGUUAGAAAAUCGUCAGAAAGAUCUUCUUAAUAAGCAUGCAGCCAGAUAUAGCGAAAGAGAUAAUUGUACGGAUAUAAAAAUUGAUAAGUUUGAUGGUUCUCUACGUCAAGCUAUAUAUAAAACUAUUGACGAACAAGAUAGUCUUCUGAGUUUAAUAGACAUCAAGCUACCUAAUACAGAAGAAAAGAGUUUUAAACAUCCCAAAGACACGGGCACCGUUAUAGAAGAGCUCAGAACCGUUAAUAGCCAAUUGCGAUCUCUUGUAGGGAGCUUACUCAGCCAACUAGAAGCAAAGGAAGAAGAGGUACGCCAAUUAACAGAGCGUCUCUAUGCAGUUUCUGUCAAUUCUAACGACAUCAGAUCCGAAGAACAUCGUCUUAGUCUUGAUCCUCUACCUCCCUUGACACCUCUUGAAAUGCCUCUUUUCGAUUUUACAUCUUCAUAAAAUACAAAGUUUCCCACACCUAUAAUAUGCUUCAGAAAUAUUCAUGAAAGAACUUUGAAGUAAAAUUAAUGUUAAUUAUCAUCAGCACUAAAAAUAUCAUAUUUUCAAAUAUAUAUUGGAGUGUAUAUAAUUGUAAAUUUUAUAUAAAUGAUAUAUAGAAAAUGUGACAUGUAUUUUUUUUGUAAAUUUGGAAAAGCGAGUUACAAAGGGUGUAUAUAAUGAAAUUAUAUAUAGCGCAUAUUUUGUUGCGUGUCCUUUCAAUUUGUGCUGAAUCUGUUUAAAAAUUUGUGUAUCGAAUCAGUUAUACGGAAAAUUAAUGUUUUUAAAAAAUAAUUAGUAAUAAGUGAAAGUGAAUUUAAGUAAUGGGCAAUUUGUCUACUACAGGAGAGUUCCAAGCAAAGUAUUUUAGAUGACUGUUUGGUCACUUGUUUUGGGAUUGUACUUAAUUCUCUGUGAUCCAUUAUUGUGCAUAAAUAAAGCUCGAGUUCAGUUUUAA
Solenopsis invicta (red fire ant) is the source of this 1690-nucleotide messenger RNA. Its product is annotated as nuclear receptor-binding factor 2. The coding region runs from base 433 to 1194 and encodes 253 amino acids. The transcript is spliced from 5 exons. Lineage: Eukaryota; Metazoa; Arthropoda; Insecta; Hymenoptera; Formicidae. Gene Ontology annotation, biological process: autophagy. The record is from RefSeq and is a predicted model, not a curated record.